Molecule: messenger RNA, 302 nt
Organism: Ostreobium quekettii
Lineage: Eukaryota; Viridiplantae; Chlorophyta; Ulvophyceae; Bryopsidales; Ostreobiaceae
Source: the annotation of a GenBank genome assembly
AAGAAGAGGAAGGGGCCGAGGAGAAGGAGGCGCGCGUGUUUGAGUACCACGCGGAAAAGCCACACCAGGUGAGCGGGAGGGCCCUGUCGGUGGUGGAGGCCGGGAAGGGGCGCUAUGUUCGGCUGGUGGGCAAGGACAGGUGGUACAGGGUGGCCACGGACUUGGACGCACCGCUGAUGGAUCUGAACGGGGAUUUCAAGGACGACAGGGAGUUGAGCUCGGAGGAGCGGGACUCCGUGAGGCUGUUUGACGACUCCAACAGGACUGUGUCGAUCGGGGCUGUGUCGAUGCUGGCGCAAUGA